Molecule: messenger RNA, 987 nt
Organism: Torulaspora globosa
Lineage: Eukaryota; Fungi; Ascomycota; Saccharomycetes; Saccharomycetales; Saccharomycetaceae
Gene: NBP35
Product: Fe-S cluster-binding ATPase
Exons: 1
Coding region: 1-987 (328 amino acids)
Biological process (GO): iron-sulfur cluster assembly
Cellular component (GO): cytosol
Molecular function (GO): 4 iron, 4 sulfur cluster binding; ATP-dependent FeS chaperone activity; ATP binding
Source: RefSeq, a predicted model, not a curated record
AUGGGGCUGGUGCUUGGAAAUGUCGAGAACUCUGGGAUGCCACCGGAAUACGAGCUAGAACACCCAAAAGCCGAACAUUGUCCUGGACCAGAGUCUGAGAAUGCAGGAAAAGGUGAUGCUUGCAAUGGUUGUGCCAAUCAAAGUGUAUGCGAAAGCCUGCCGAAAGGGCCCGAUCCAGAUAUACCGGCAAUAGUGGAAAAUCUCUCGAAUAUUAAGCAUAAGGUGUUGGUGCUCUCUGGUAAGGGUGGAGUUGGUAAAUCUACUUUCACGACGAUGUUGAGCUGGGCUUUGUCUGCAGAUGAAGAUCUGCAAGUUGGAGCGAUGGAUUUGGAUAUUUGUGGACCUUCUUUGCCUCACAUGCUGGGAUGUGUCAACGAUGUAGUGCACGAAUCGAAUGCGGGUUGGACGCCUGUCUAUGUGGCAGAUAAUCUAGCGACCAUGUCAAUCCAGUUUAUGCUUCCGGAGGAUGAUUCUGCUGUGAUAUGGAGGGGAACAAAGAAGAACGCGCUGAUCAAGAAGUUUUUGAAGGACGUUAAUUGGGAUUACCUAGAUUACCUUAUUAUAGAUACACCUCCAGGAACGUCCGACGAGCACAUUACGAUAAAUAAGUAUAUGAAGGACUCAGGGAUUGACGGUGCCCUGGUUGUGACUACCCCGCAGGAAGUAGCGCUGUUGGACGUGAGAAAAGAAAUCGAUUUCUGUCGAAAGGCAGGCAUCAAAGUGUUAGGGCUUGUUGAGAACAUGAGCGGCUUCGUGUGCCCAGGUUGCAAAGGGCAGUCUCAGAUUUUCAAACCCACUACGGGAGGUGGGAAGGGGCUUUGUGCCGAGUUAGGGAUCAAGUUCUUGGGAUCCGUACCGCUUGAUCCUAGAAUAGGCAAAUGCUGCGAUAAUGGCGAGAGCUUUUUGGACGCUUACCCAGAUAGUCCAGCAUCGGAAGCUGUACUUCAGGUUGUUGAGUCACUACGUGACGCCGUUGGCGAUUUAUAG